AUGGAUUUCAAGAACACACAUCCUAGACUUUUAAGCAGAGUGUCUGAUGAAUCAAGUAAAUCCUCAUCUGAGUCGACGGAAACCUUCCUAGGUUUCAUUGAAUCGCCUCCUUCUGUCAUUACCUUUCCAAGACCGAACUCUACCUUUCCAUUGGAUAAAUUUGUGCCAGAUGAGAAAGGCUCGAGAGAACAACUCCUGCAACAUGAACGACGGUUCAGCGAUCUUCAGGUACCGUUGGUGUCAGAAAAUAAAACCGUCUCGACUUGGAAAUGGAUACCAGUCUUCUGCGGAUUAUCCAUAGGGGCAUUUCUAGCAGGACUUGAUGCUACCAUAGUCGCCGACGCACAGGGACCUAUUUUCCAAAGUCUAGGAGAAAUUGAAAAGGUUGCUGGUGUUGGUGUGGCUGAUCCACUUGGAUCUGGAGCCACUAUUCUACUUAUCGGUUCUUGCUAUGGUAUUUUCCAAAUUAAAUACAUGUACAUGUUUAGUAUGUUGUUUUUUGAGGUAGGAAGUGCGAUUUGUGGAGCUUCGAAUUCGAUGAACGCUAUGAUAGUUGGACGGGUUAUGGCGGGUAUUGGAGGAGCGGGAAUUGAUCUAGGAGCUCUUGAUUACCUAUCUAAGUUCACACCUCCACGUACAAGACCUAUCUACAACGCAAUUCUUGGAAUCUCCUUUGGACUCGGCAACAUUCUUGGUCCAGUAAUUGGCGGCGCUUUUGCGAAUACUCCGGCUCUCGGGUGGCGUUGGUCUUUCUAUAUCAAUCUCCCUCGCGGCAAUCAUGGCUCCCCCAUUCCUCAUUUUUUUGCCGAAACACAACCCCAUGCCUUCUAUCUCAAUCUCACAGAAACUCAAACUCAUUGA
Molecule: messenger RNA, 861 nt
Organism: Botrytis porri
Lineage: Eukaryota; Fungi; Ascomycota; Leotiomycetes; Helotiales; Sclerotiniaceae
Exons: 3
Coding region: 1-861 (286 amino acids)
Biological process (GO): transmembrane transport
Molecular function (GO): transmembrane transporter activity
Source: RefSeq, a predicted model, not a curated record